Molecule: messenger RNA, 906 nt
Organism: Arabidopsis lyrata subsp. lyrata
Lineage: Eukaryota; Viridiplantae; Streptophyta; Magnoliopsida; Brassicales; Brassicaceae
Exons: 1
Coding region: 408-746 (112 amino acids)
Source: RefSeq, a predicted model, not a curated record
UAAAGGCCAAUCUUAUCAGUAUAGUGCAUUGCAAGUUUGCAUUUUUGUUAACAAAAAAAAAGUUCUAUAUUGUUUUUACACUUUCUUCCUCCGUUUUACCUAUUUUUAUAACGCGAAAACGAUUUUCCAAAAUCUCUAUAUAUUUUUUUGGUCGAUUCCAAAAUCUCUAUUUAAUGGACGAGUUUACUGCAAAGAAAACGACAAUCUCGGAUAUUCAGAACCACAAAGAAAGGACAAAAAUGAAAAUCACUAUUUUUAGAUACAUAACUUUUACAUAAACUUCUCUUUUUUAACUCUACAAUUUCUUUUCUUUUUUUUCAGUUUCGCAAUUCCGACUAUUUUUAGACUUUUCUCUAUUCGUAAAAAGGUAGAGAAAGAAACACACGAGAAAGAGAAGGAGAAAACAAAUGGAAGGGAAAGAGGAAGAAGCAAAGAGGAGGAUGAUGAUGAAGAUCAAACUUAAGGAGACAGAAGCAGAGAUAAACCAAGAUGAUAUUAAAAGACAAGAAGCUUACAAUAUGUCUCCACGUGUACGUCGUGGUGGUGGUGGUGGUGGCUCGGUAGGUAUGAGCAAGUCAUCGAGCGUGAGGCAAAACUGUUUAUGCGCACCAACGACACACCCUGGCUCCUUCAGGUGCCGUUACCACCGUCGCAACGCUGGACUCGGCAUGUCUCGUGGCAUAUCCGUUCCCUCUAACCUUUCCAUGUUGGGUGGUGGAGACUCUAUCUCUGGCUCUCCCAAGUGAUUCAUAUAUUAAUGUGUUUCUUCUCAUCAAUUUAAAAUUCUCGUAUGUGUGUGUGUAUAUACAAAAAUGCGUAAGUAGAGAAAUCUCUGGAUAUUCAUUCACUUUGCUGUUUGCACAAAUCUAUAUAUAUAAUAGGAGAGUCUUCUCUCCAUCUAGACUA